Lindgomyces ingoldianus is the source of this 1338-nucleotide messenger RNA. RefSeq lists its product as uncharacterized. Lineage: Eukaryota; Fungi; Ascomycota; Dothideomycetes; Pleosporales; Lindgomycetaceae. The transcript is spliced from 2 exons. The record is from RefSeq and is a predicted model, not a curated record. The coding region runs from base 1 to 1338 and encodes 445 amino acids.
AUGAAUGCUGAACGAUGCGCUUUACUCCACAAUGAAAUCGUGAAACUCGGUUGGGAAGGUUCAGGCCGGGAUCUUGACGACCUACCACAAAGAAAUUGGUUCGAAUUCUACGGCGACGAAGCAAACGAGAUUCGCAAUUCGUUAUCACCAACCCUAGGCACGUUUCUCGAGCAAGCUUGGGAAGUCGGAGACGACCACUCGUUCUUUUACUACGUCAUGGGCUUGUCCCACCCAAGCAAUUUAUUUAUAAACCAUAGCGAAGAGAAGAGCCGUGGAGAAAAAGAGAGAUUCCUGACACUUUAUGCGGCGAACGACAUUGCAGAGCAUCCUGGUGGCUUGAUAUUUGACCAAAAUACUGAUACCGCAAUCAUCCAAAUGACCGUCGAGGAUGGCAGCACAAUUCACAAUGGACGGCAGCUGUGGUACCCUUUGGAAACUGUUUUAGAAGCGUGGCUCGACAUGAUACAUGUGGGGAAAAUCCGAGCAGUAACCGGUGACGUCGAAGGCCCAAACCCGAAAUUCGAUCCGUGGAUUAAUAUUCCAUACAGUGACAAAAUGCUACAGGAAACUAUUAGUGUCUUUAAUCAGCUGGUGGAAGCCAUUGAAUCGCGUAUGCCUGGCACACACCAGGAACCUAGCGCAACGGGACUCGUUGACGACGUGAUCCUUCGAGAGAGUCAAGUUCCUCCCGGAUUUGCUUAUGAAUUCAUUCGGAAUGUUCGCCGUCCACGAUUCCAAUAUGUGGCGCCCGGUCUCGCGCUCCCAACACCGUCGACUUUUUCAAACCAGGUCUUCUUCUCUAUCCUACCAGAUCCGCCACCAGAUGAUGAUGAUCCAGUACUCGCCAUUGCACCAAUUCUUCUUUUCCGAUCAACGCAGAACUACACCGCACCUCCCGAUGCCGACAUCACUGGUUACAAUCUGCCAUUCAGUUGGCCAUACAGUCAGGUUUCCCAAUAUCCCUCGGGUCUCUACCUCUCUCCGGUGGACCGCGAAAGUAGCAAUCCAUUUGAAGAUGAGUGCACGCUCGUUCUUCCCUUUGGUAUUGGAGCGAAUGGGUUUGCGCGGACAAGCGACGGAGCGAGAUUUGGAGAGAACACUGAGGCAGAAACUUCCCAAGCGAAGGAUACGUUUGCAGACUUGUUCCAGCCAGGGUACCAGCCGUUUGUUGAGAUGCAUGGGGCGAGGUUUGUGGGGGUGUUGAAGAGUUGGUUGGCUAUGGUGGAGAACGGCGACUGGAGUGUGAACGAGGAGGGCAUUAUUGGAGGUAUGGAUGAGUGGAGGAAAGCGGAUACUGCACCAGAGUGGGAGAAGUAUGUUGUCCCUGUCGGUUGGUAG